AUGCCGGGCGUGCUCAACCCGCCUACACGGGAUCUCCAGACCAUGGACGCGCCUUUGAUCGCGCGGCUCCUCAGCACCUUGCCGACACACGACUACACGGGUGCACCCCUCGCAAGGCAGUGGGCUGGACUUGCUUGGGCUCAAGGACUCGACACUGCCCUUGCGCGCGCCUUUCUCGUUUCCCGCGACAAGGGGAAGAGCCUGAUCGCCCUUGUGCACUCCAUCAUGUACCUGGACUACACGCUCUGGACCGGGCGUUCAGCGCACACCGCAGUGGUGCGUGACUCUGGCAAGCUGACCCUUCGGCGCGCUCUGGCUGAAGCAGUCGGCAACCCUGCCGUCAACCCGCAGCGCCCGAUCGCCUACUGGGCCACGCACACUGAGCACGGAGGUGCAAUCCCCUUCGGAGUCGCCCGAGAGGAGCACAUAGCUGGGCGUGCGCACGGCAAUAUGGAAGAGUAUCUGCUCAGCAGACUCUCUGGCGAGAGCGCAAGGGGCUUUGCAGAGCGCCAACGUCGACGCGCCGAGAUCUUGCGGUCCGGAACUCUCGUCAGGCUAGCGCCGCUCACCUCUCCUCUGGCGUACGGCGAAGUAGUCCACGACGGCACUCACACGCUGGAGCCGCUCCUUGACUUGCACGGCCGCUACAUCACCUCGGAGCAGCGGACCGACCCGCACAGGGUUUUCGAUCCUCACCACCCGGAUGCCGACCACGCCGGCUUCCGCGCACGCUCGCUCCUCAAGCCCGAACUUGGACGUCGUACGGCAGCAAUCUACGGGGUCAACAGGGAGAGGUGGGCACGGUUGAGAGCGUUCUAG
Messenger RNA from Rhodotorula toruloides NP11, 819 nucleotides. RefSeq lists its product as uncharacterized. The coding region runs from base 1 to 819 and encodes 272 amino acids. The record is from RefSeq and is a predicted model, not a curated record. The transcript is spliced from 3 exons. Lineage: Eukaryota; Fungi; Basidiomycota; Microbotryomycetes; Sporidiobolales; Sporidiobolaceae.